GCCAUCCGACGUGGCAUCACCUGCGUAUCGAUCUUCAAAUAAAGCUUCCAAAUACAAACACUGUCAUUACUCUCUCAAAUUACACACACAAACACACACACAUCUCUUAAAUCAUUCCCUUUUGUGCUAAUUAGGGUUUCUCCGCAAAUCCUACCCAACAUGGCCGUCAUGAUUAGACUCCCCCCGCCGGAAGACACCGAUGUCUUCCCGGCGCGUCCUUCCGAUCUAAUAUCCGACGACGACCGCUCCAUCGCCGCCGAUUCAUGGUCCAUCAAGAGCGAUUACGGCAGCACUCUCGACGACGAUCAGCGUCACGCUGAUGCUUCCGAAGCUCUCUCCGCCGUUAUCUAUCCUCCUCCUCCCUCUGAUUACAGUUCUGACAAGGAGGAGCCAGAUGCUGAACAAGUUUCAUCGAUGCUUGGUUUUCAAAGUUAUUGGGAUGCUGCAUAUGCAGUUGAACUUGCAAGCUUUCGUGAACAUGGACACACCGGCGAAAUUUGGUUCGGGUCUGAUGUUAUGGAAAUGGUUGCAUCCUGGACCAAAGGCUUGUGCAAUGACAUAGCUAGAGGACAAAUGCUUAAUCAGGUGGAUGAUGGUACUUCAGUAUCUUCCGAACAGGGUGAGAAGGAUUCAAAAGACUGGAGUGUGCUUGAUGUGGGGACUGGUAACGGCCUGCUGCUUCAAGAAUUUGCCAAGCAGGGGUUCACAGAUCUUAUGGGAACUGAUUACAGUGAAGGAGCUAUCGAUCUUGCUAGAAGCCUUGCUGAUCGUGAUGGAUUUUCCAGAAUCAAAUUCUUGGUGGAUGAUGUUCUUGAAUCAAAGAUAGAGAAAAAGUUCCAGCUUGUUAUGGACAAGGGAACUUUAGAUGCUAUCGGGCUGCAUCCUGACGGUCCUAUCAAAAGGAUCAUGUAUUGGGAUUCAAUCUCAAAGCUUGUUGCUCCAGGUGGAUUACUGGUAAUAACAUCAUGUAACCAUACAAAAGAUGAGUUGGUGCAAGAAAUGGAUAAUUAUAAUCAAAGAAUGAUUGCUGCAUCCCAGGAGCCUGAUACCCCUCUCGUGAAUCAAGAAGCUGGCCGAGAUUCUCCCUUGUUUGGCUACCUUGAUCACAUUCGUUCAUAUCCGACAUUUAUGUUUGGCGGAUCAGUAGGGUCACGGACUGCCACAGUAGCUUUUCUGCGAAAAUGAAGGGCCGUGAAUUUUAUUUUAUUUUUGUUUUUAUGGGGUCUAAGUUGGUUUGCUCAUAUUUUAGGGGAUGGAGAUGGGGGAAAGAGUGCAUGACUUGUGGAUUAUUUUUUAAGUUAGUGAAAGAUGUUGGUGGUGUUGAUCUUGGUAGAAGAUGAAGUCUUGCAUCUUAUAUGUGUAGAUUUGUGUUGUUUCGAUUUAUGAGAAUUUUAGAUCCCGUGGGACCUGAUUAUACUGAUUAUACUGCAAAUGGAACUUCUGUUAAAAGAAAUUUGCUCAAUACUUGUGAGAAAGAGGUUUAUUAUACAAUUAUGUGUGUUUUUUCAUCAA
This is a messenger RNA of Daucus carota subsp. sativus, 1512 nucleotides long. RefSeq lists its product as uncharacterized. Lineage: Eukaryota; Viridiplantae; Streptophyta; Magnoliopsida; Apiales; Apiaceae. The transcript has 7 exons. Gene Ontology annotation, molecular function: protein-lysine N-methyltransferase activity. Bases 160 to 1185 code for a protein of 341 amino acids. Gene Ontology annotation, cellular component: cytoplasm. The record is from RefSeq and is a predicted model, not a curated record.